AUUCCGCCCAAGGAAAUCGACUGGAGGAGCAAAGGCGUCGUCACACCAGUCAAAGAUCAAGGACCAUGCGGAUCGUGUUGGACAUUUGGAGCGACUGCUGCAUUGGAGAGUCAAUACGUGAUUCAGACGGGAAACAACCUGACCGACCUGAGCGAGCAGAGCCUGCUCGACUGCGAUACUCACUCCGAAGGCUGCAACGGUGGACGUACAUUGAAUGCCUUCAAAUUCGUGGCGAAACACGGAAUAGCACGCGAGGUUGACUACCCUUAUACGCACGUAAAAGGACCGUGCGAGUGCAAAUGGAAGGGCUGCUCCAAACACCCCAAGGUCUCAAAGGUUCUCAGCUUAUGUUGGGGGAACGAGGAGGAUCUGAAGAAGGCCGUCGGCUUGCUCGGACCCGUUGCCAUGGUUUUUGACGGCGCAGUCGCGUCUUUUCUGUAUUACAAAAAGGGCGUUUACUCGGCGUCAGAGUGCAGAGCAAAUAGUAAAAAUCACAGCAUGGCAAUUGUGGGAUACGGAACGGAAAACGGUCAAGAUUAUUGGCUAGUCAAAAACUCAUGGGGCAAUUGGUGGGGUGAAGAAGGUUACAUUAAAAUAGCACGCAACAUGAACAAUUUCUGCGGCAUCACUAAUAAAAUUUAUCUGCCCUUGUACGAUUCACCCAGUUAA
This is a messenger RNA of Cloeon dipterum, 669 nucleotides long. Its product is annotated as procathepsin L-like. The annotation marks the transcript as partial. Lineage: Eukaryota; Metazoa; Arthropoda; Insecta; Ephemeroptera; Baetidae. The transcript has 3 exons. The record is from RefSeq and is a predicted model, not a curated record. Gene Ontology annotation, molecular function: cysteine-type endopeptidase activity. Gene Ontology annotation, cellular component: lysosome.